This is a messenger RNA of Pteropus alecto (black flying fox), 4040 nucleotides long. RefSeq names its product interleukin 23 subunit alpha (gene IL23A). Bases 3157 to 3729 code for a protein of 190 amino acids. The record is from RefSeq and is a predicted model, not a curated record. Gene Ontology annotation, cellular component: extracellular region; interleukin-23 complex. Gene Ontology annotation, biological process: positive regulation of T-helper 17 cell lineage commitment; immune response; positive regulation of T cell proliferation. Lineage: Eukaryota; Metazoa; Chordata; Mammalia; Chiroptera; Pteropodidae. The transcript is spliced from 4 exons. Gene Ontology annotation, molecular function: cytokine activity.
GGGUUACGGUGCGCCGAUAGGGACAAAUGUAGUCAAGGCCUGGCUGUGUUUGACAUAUGUUGUUAAAAAGUAACCGCUCUCCUUUUAAACCUUCGUUGAACAACAUUAGAGAAUGCCAGUUUGGAAACCGAACUUUCAUGCUCUCUGUAACUUUAGAAACUAUAAUAAGAGACGCCCAAGGCAAAGUACUAGGAAUCGAUUGCUGGGUAUUCCCAGCCUGGUGUAGUCCACCCCCUCUUUAUGCGGUGCUCUUGUAAGCCACUCCGUCGCCGCUGACCCUGUUGCCCCCGAAACUCUGGCAUUUCCUAUCACAGAUAUGGACGAGAAAAGAAGGAAGCAGGAGCCAACAUGCUAACACGGCCCAAGCAGCUGCGUCUUCUACAAUUGUAACAGCAUCCAUCUGAAACUCUCAUCUGUGAUUAUGACCUCCCCAGAGGCACCGGUGAUAUUCCUAGGGAACGGGACCCCUCAACUGUCAAAUUCCCCUAGCUCGUGGAGCUGGACAUUACCCCUCAGCGGGGCAGGAGCACGGCAAAUUGAGACAUUUGCUUUCCCUAUAGUCUUACAAAUUUAGCGUCAACAGUUAUUCUGAGGGAUUUUAGGGGCCUAACUCAGCUUUAACUGUUUUGGAAUGGAUCCAAGUUGUGAGAUGUCUCCAAGGCACUUUAGCUCAGUUUCUAAAGGCCACAUAGAGGGCCUCUUUGGUGGAAGGAAUUCCUCACAGAAGAUACAUUUUCCUCAGUAAACACUGGUACUUAGACCUUCGUAAAAAGACCCAGAAUUUAGACUUCCAGGACUCAGCAUGUUCCUAACCUCGGUCAGAGGUCAUAGACUGAGAGAAAAACAACUCGAAGGGUCUCUCAAAUUAAUCUGAUUUCACAGGUCCCUAGGUUUAAAAUCUCACAAAAUGGUUGGUGCUGGAAGAUCUAGACAGUCAAAUUGAGAAAAACUUCACAGACCCAUGAGAAUGCAGGGCCUGAGAUACCCAGAGAUACCUGGGCUAAAUGAUCUACUUUAUAAAGAUGCUGUGUCUCCUCAUAGUGUCUAAAAUAAUGGAACAAUUGAGAAUGCAGGAUGGGAAGCCAGAUUGUCUGCACUGGAAUUCUGGCCACUUAGCUGAUCUUGGACAAGUUACUUAUCUCUGUGCCUCAGUUUCCUCAUCUGUUUUAUGGGGAUGUUAAUAGUACCUAUCUCACUGGGUUGUUGUGAGAAUUAAAUGGGUUAAUACAUGAAAAGUGCUUAGAUCAAGUACUUGGCAUAAAGUGAGACUCGGAUAUAUAUUAGCCACUAUUAUUAACCACCUGGAAGAACUUCAAUUGGAUUUGGAGUCUGGGCAUCCAACUGAAAAAUCUACUUAGGAAUGUUUUGUGAGUGUGAUUUGCAUAACGGUUGAAGCCCUGCUGACAUCAAGGACUCCCUGCAGCUCCAGGUCAGAUCUAGUCCUGGAAGUAGUUCCUGCCACACAACAGUCCCACAACUGCCCCACCAACCUUGCUUCCUACCCAACUCCUGAAGCACCAGGAAGUGAAACAAAGCAACAGAGCACCAUGCCUCCACCUCACCCUUGUCCUUUUAUCCCAUCUCCCAGGGCUCCACUUCCUCCUCCUCCUCUUCACCUUUCAUCUCCUGUACUUCAGGGAUCCCAGAAUGGGGACCAGCGGUGAGAAAGCAUAGAACACAUUAUACAAAAGUGAGGUGAGCUCCCCUACUUCCAAUGCCACCACCAAUUUCCUUAUUUUGUGUAUCCAUCAUAUGUGGGGAGAGGCAACCGUUUCUCACUCAAACUGAGAUAACCUCUCUGAUGCUGGAAAUGUUUUAUCCAAAGGGUGGAUUUACCAGAGAGUCAUAUUUGAAUCAGAAGUUUCACUGGGUAGUUUUGAAUUAUUCUAAGGGAGACCUCUGUCAAGGGUUUCUCAGAGGAAUAGGGUCAACCUCUUGGGGAGGCUUUGGGAGCCAUCAGUGUGGUCACCCAUGGCCUCAUUCUGACGUCCAAAGUGUCCUGGGACCCUCCACUGGGGUUGGGGCAGCCCCAGGUUUGGACCACCCUCCACUCCCACGCCUAACCUCCCACUCUCAGCUGGAUGUUGCAUCAGGGAGGGUGAUGAAAUCAGUGUCAGCGGAUUUUACCCAUGGAUGCAACAGGCUGAAGGACUGGCCAGGGUCAUUGACACUGUGCACCUUCAACCACCCAGAACUCCUGGACUUCUUAGGCAUGGCAUAGGAGCUGCAAUAUCUAAAUUGGACUUCUAGCCCUUGCUUACACUGGUGUCCCAAAAGGACCAAUAGCUGAAUCCCACAGAGCCCCAUGAAGCUUUGGGCCACUAAGGUUGAAGAAUCAGAUGAUUCUUAGCAACAAUUCCCUCCCUCCAAAAGCCCUCCUACCCUCCACAGUGAGGCCUGAAAUGAGGAAACAGUAACACUUUAUACAGUACUUAUAUAGCUGUCUAGUUCUCAAAAUGCCUUCAUGUCCAUUUUCUCUCCCAGUUAAAAUAACACUGUUCUCAAUGGAGAAAAACCCCCUUAUUUUUAGGUAGAGGGCAUCUGGUGGAAAUCAUACUUCAUUCCAAACUGAGCUUGCCAUGUCAUUGGGAGAUAAAUGAAUGCUUCUGUUUUGGUUUUUCCUCAGGCAGGAGGAGGUGAGGAAAUUAGGUUUCGGGUUGGGGGUGGGUGGUUUAUAGCUUUGAGAGGCAAAAAGAUGAGGAAAAGGUUAAACAGGAAGGAACUUGAGACUAGAUUCAUUUAAAUAUUUGUUACUCCCACCCCCACAGCCUUCUAUAGCCAUUUCGAUUCCUGGAGAGCAUUACACAUAUGUUCCCAUCCCAGGCCUCCAGCCACAGCAACCACACGAGUCAUUUCCCCUGGAACUGAGGCUGCAUACCUGGGCUCCCCAUGGAGGGGAAUGAUGCAGGGAGGGGAAUCCCACCUGCUGUUGAGUCACCUGCUAGUAUAAAGGGAGGGUGUUACAAUGCAGGGACCUUAAAAAGACUCGGAGACAAGGGGAGAAAAACAAGAGAAGCAGCUCAGAACCUCCGAGGGAACCAAACCAGAGACGCGCAGAACAAAGAAUCAAGCUCAGAGCAAGGGGAAGUGGGUAGAGAUUCCACAGGGACUGGUGCAAGGCAAAGAGCCAGCCAGACUUGAGAAACAGGCACCGAGAUGCUGGGGAGUAGAGCUCUGAUGCUGCUGCUACUGCUGGCCUACCCUGCUCUGGGCUGGGCUGUGCCCAAAAGCAGCAGCCCUGCCUGGGCUCAGUGCCAGCAGCUCUCACAGAAGCUCUGCACACUGGCCUGGAGUGCACAUCCACCAAUGGGACAUGUGGAUCUACCAAGAGAAGAGGGAGAUGACGAGACUACAAAUGAUGUCCCCCAUAUCCAGUGUGAGGAUGGUUGUGAUCCUCAAGGUCUCAGGGUCAACAGUCAGUCCUGCUUGCAAAGGAUCCACCAGGGCCUGGUGUUUUACGAGAGGCUGCUAGGCUCAGACAUUUUCACAGGAGAGCCUUCUUUGCUCUCCAGUGGCCCUGUGAUCCAGCUUCACGCCUCCCUUUUGGGUCUCAGGCAACUCUUGCAGCCUGAGGAGCACCACUGGGAGACUGAGCAGACUCCAAGCCCCAGUCCUAGCCAACCAUGGCAGCGCCUCCUUCUCCGCCUCAAGAUUCUUCGCAGCCUCCAGGCCUUUGUGGCUAUAGCUGCCAGGGUCUUUGCCCAUGGAGCAGCAACCCUGAGCCCCUAAAGCCAACAGCUUAAGGAUGGCACCCAGAUCUCCAUGGCUCAGCAAUGCAAAGAUGAACUUAUCAGCCACGGCGCCUGUGAGCCAACAAGUGAAUCAGUCCAUUAAUUUUAAUGGGACUUCCAUGUAUUGAAAAAUUACCAAUACCGACUCACUUAUAAUGCUGACCUAGGACAUGCUGAGUAUUUAUUAGCUGGAAAGGGAAAAUUUGGGAAUUUGGGUAUUUAUCCUCACAGCAGCAGUUUAGAGAAAAGGAGUAUUUAUUAUAUUUAUAUUGAAUUAUGCACUUUUUUCAAUAAACAUAUUUAUGUGGA